Messenger RNA from Fulvia fulva, 306 nucleotides. RefSeq lists its product as uncharacterized. NCBI's taxonomy places the organism in Eukaryota, Fungi, Ascomycota, Dothideomycetes, Mycosphaerellales, Mycosphaerellaceae. Bases 1 to 306 code for a protein of 101 amino acids. The record is from RefSeq and is a predicted model, not a curated record. The transcript has a single exon.
AUGCCCCCCACUGAAGCAGAAGCACCCCCCAACAUCCCUCCAGGCUACAUCGCCUCCCUCACCGACGCCGAGCGCGCUGAGUUCCGCAAAAUGUUCGCCUCCACCUCCGAAGCUGACCGCGAAGAAAUCCGGAACGGCGAGCCUGGAGAAUGGGAAGCGUUCAGUGAGCUUCACUGGCAACUCGCUUUAUACGACGAAGACGAGGAAGAGAGAGCCCAUUCCAAAUUCGAUCAGAUCGCUCUCCAUGUCCGUCGGAGGUGCCGACCGCUUUCGGCUAUCUUCGAGACUGAGGAGGAGGAGAAGUGA